GGGCACUUAUGGGCGCACUGGACAUCAAUAGGUUAAUCAAUUGUAGUCAUUAUCUUUUUAACUCAGUAUUGUAAAGUGCCAUAGAGCAGUCGGAUAUGGCGCUAUAUAAGUCCAUUACUUCUUUAUUAUUUAUUAGCUGAAUUUAUAUUACAAGUCAACCAUACGAGAAUCAAAACAAUUAAAAAUGGGAAUUAAAAUUAGUGCACCUGGAAAUAAUGUUUUUUUUUUCUUUUUGCAAAAAUCAAAUACUCAAAACCAUGUCUGAUUAUAGUUUAAUUUGUACUCUGUCUACGUGUUCAUCAAACUCAGUUGAUUGGAACUGGUUUGCGAAAUGCUCUGUUUUCUAUUUAUUGAUCUUGACAGAAACUUGGAGUUGCAAGUAUUGGAGCGGCCAGUAUUUUAAAGAGAGAAGCCGUGGAGAACAAAGAUGAACCCCGCUGGAUUUACAUAGAUGAUGAACAAUUGGCUAAGUUGGAAUCAUUUUUGUUAAAACACUCAGUACUCAGUCAGCAACUUUAUGGACCUAUAAAUCAGCCACAGAUAUUGCAGUACCAGCCAGCUCAGGAAGCCCAACAAUCACCUGUACACAUCAAUAAAAUGGCUUUCCCUGAGGGCAGUUAUUCCCAGUCUAUAUCAACUAACACGGAAGAGUUUUGGAAAGACUCUGAAAUAGUGAAGGAACAUGAUUUUUCAGAUGGGGAAACAUUUCCCGCUCAAAACGCUUCUGAAUCAUUCAUCAAAAAGGAGACAAAACACAGUGCUGUCAGCUGUACACCUAUAUCCCCUGUUAUAAAAGAUGUUUUUAGUGGUUCUCCAUGGAAACCUUUAUCAGUAGAACAACACAAAGAACUCAGUCAGCAGUUGCUUCAGGAAUUUUCAAACAAGCGAAAUAUGCUGGAGUCAAGAAAUUUAUGUUUAAAUGAUGAGACAAAGACAUUGCCUGUUGCAAGUCACAGGGAGAGGAUCCUUGAAUUGAUUGAGAGAAACCAGGUGGUUGUUAUCUCAGGGGAGACAGGGUGUGGUAAAACUACUCAGAUUCCUCAGUUUAUACUGGAUGAUGCCAUACAAAAAGGCAAUGGUUCAGCCUGCAACAUCAUGGUUACACAGCCACGUCGUAUAGUAGCCAUGUCAAUUGCGGAGAGAGUGGCUUCAGAAAGGAGAGAGAUGCUUGGAAAGAGUGUGGGAUACCAGGUUAGAUUAGAGGGCAGACUGCCAUCACAAAAGGGCUGUAUAUUGUUUUGCACCACAGGAAUACUGCUCAGAAGGAUGCAGAGUAAUGUGCUUCUAAAAGGUGUCAGUCAUGUCAUAGUUGAUGAGGUCCAUGAACGAGAUAUCAACACAGAUUUUCUCCUAAUCCUCCUGAAAGAUUUGCUUGGAAAAAACCAGGACGUGAAGAUCAUUGUGAUGAGUGCGACUGUGAAUUCAGAAAGAUUCUCACAGUAUUUUCGAGGAUGUCCCAGUCUGGUCAUUCCAGGAUUCACUCAUGAUGUGACAGAAUACUUUUUGUCAGAGGUCUGUGAAUUAUUGGGCAGAACGCCAUUAUCCAAACCUGAAACUGUCAAGAGCAAACGGUUCAAGCCAGAUUGCAGUUCUUCACAGACCAGCAGGGAUGCAGACAGCCCCGAGGCAGAUGCCCAGCUUGUUACUGAGACAAUUCUUUUUGCCUCUAAGAACUACCCAGAG
Stylophora pistillata is the source of this 1683-nucleotide messenger RNA. Its product is annotated as ATP-dependent DNA/RNA helicase DHX36. Gene Ontology annotation, cellular component: intracellular anatomical structure; cytoplasm; nucleus. Lineage: Eukaryota; Metazoa; Cnidaria; Anthozoa; Scleractinia; Pocilloporidae. The record is from RefSeq and is a predicted model, not a curated record. Gene Ontology annotation, molecular function: G-quadruplex RNA binding; RNA helicase activity; DNA helicase activity.